UCAUUCUGUUCAUUGGCCACCUCGAGAAGACCAACAACCUACACGCACUUGACCAAGCCAUCGAGUCCGCUUACCAGAAGGCUCCCAGGUUUAUGGAUACCUUUAAUAUAAUAGGCGUUGAUUCCUUUCUCAAAUUUGCUAACGACCUACUUAAAUGGAUUCCUCACGAGGGCAGUGAAGGACAAUAUGUCUAUAACACUCUUUGCAUGUUUUAUUUUGUUUUCAACCAGUCCCCCCUCAAGGAGCUCCAAACCCCGAUCACUCCCGAUGCGAGUGGGCGGCCGCUUACCUGGCUCUCGUCUUGGCUCGUUGUUUAUUCCCAACUCGUGGGCCUCUGGAUGGACACCACCGAGUCUCUUACUGAAGAAUCUUUAGAAUCCUUCAAGCAGUCGAAGCAUUACAAUGUUGACGAGGCACUACCUCCUCCUGGCGGCUGGAAAACGUUCAACGAGUUCUUCUCUCGACAACUCAAGGCAGAUGCGAGGCCCAUCGAAAGCCCCCUCGACGAUAAAGUCAUUGUCUACCCUGCCGACUGUAAGUACGACUCGUCGGUAGCCGACCAUGUAGUUUCUAUUUCGUCUACGGGGACCGUACUUAUCAAAAACCUCCCGUGGACUAUCGGUUCGCUGCUACAAGGUAGCGAGUAUGCAGACGAAUUUAAUGGGGGUGUAUGGAUGCAUGGGUUUCUGAACACAUAUAACUAUCACCGUCAGCAUGCACCAGUAUCAGGAGAGGUGAUAGAAGCCAAGAUCAUCCAGGGUAGCAGUUAUGUUGAAGUGGACGUGGAUGGAAACAAGCUUCAAGCUCCACUCACUCCCGGCUUCCAAUUUAUGCAGACCCGAGGCUUGAUUAUUAUUAACAACGCCGUCUUAGGAAAGGUUGCAGUGCUACCUAUUGGGAUGGCUGUUGUUUCAUCGGUCAAGUUGUUAGUUCGCAAAAACCAACAAUUAAAGAAGGGGGACGAGAUUUCGACCUUUUUAUUUGGAGGGUCUGAUAUUGUUUGCGUGUUCCAGAGGAAGGCGGGUUUGGCAGUUGAGAGCUUCGUGCCUUCGGCGCCGGGGAAGUACUCAUAUUCGAAGAUGGGCAGUACGUUGGCAAAUGCACCGUGACCGAUCGCAAAAAUCUCUAGUCCGUCACAGGAAGGCUUUAUCCAACUAUGACUGAUUUAAAAAAAGAUCGACACCUGUGUGAUUCGAACACACGCCCCCGAAGGGAAUGCCUAGUCUAUCAGUCAAUAGCAGGGCAUCGCGUUAACCA
Daldinia loculata is the source of this 1257-nucleotide messenger RNA. RefSeq names its product phosphatidylserine decarboxylase-domain-containing protein. Lineage: Eukaryota; Fungi; Ascomycota; Sordariomycetes; Xylariales; Hypoxylaceae. The record is from RefSeq and is a predicted model, not a curated record. The coding region runs from base 93 to 1109 and encodes 338 amino acids. Gene Ontology annotation, biological process: phospholipid biosynthetic process. Gene Ontology annotation, molecular function: phosphatidylserine decarboxylase activity. The transcript is spliced from 3 exons.